GCUCCCGGGUACCUGCCCCGUCCCGGUUCCCACGCCCCGUGCCGUCCUGCGUGGGACCCGGGGCUGGCAGGGGACAGCCGGGCAGGGGCUGGGGACACGCCGCCCGUGGGCUGGCACUGCCUGGUGGCAUCGUUCCACGGGCGUCAGAGGACGAGGGCUGCGGUCCGUGCAGCGGCCCCGGCGCUGUCUGUGGCCCUGCCAGGGUCUGGUACCGCCACGGACACGACCUGGAGCUCGGCCACGGGUGCAAGGUGCCUGCGGCCAGGCCGGCGUGCCGGAGCAGGGCCAGGCCCGUGGCCGGAGCCAGCUCUGGCUCCCGCGGGCUGGGGCGAGGACGCUGGACGCUGGACGCUGGCCGGCGGCUCGGGGGGCCGGCUGGGGGUGGGCUCCGGCGCCAGCCCCUCCCCGGCCGUAUAAAUCCCGAUUCCCCCCGCAGACGGUCGUCCCAGCCCCGCUCGGCCUCCGGAGCGGAGCAGCGACGGGAAGGCGUCCGGAGCCGGCCGUCGCAGCCGUGCCGGCGGGGGGAAGGCUCCCCGCAGCCCGGGGGGGUCCCCCCAGCAGGGCCGGGGGCACGGGCGGGCACCCCGCCAUGGCCUUCACCAUGCUGCGCCCCGUGGCCGCCCGCGUGCUCUACCCGGACCUCAGCAUCCUCUCGGAGGACGAGGAGAACCGGAGCGAGAGCGACACGUCGGACCAGUCGUUCGGCUGCUGCGAGGGCGCCGAGGCUCGCCGCAAGCUGCCGCGGAAACCGGGGCCGAUGGUGAUGGUGAAGCAGAGGCAGGCGGCCAACGCGCGGGAGCGGGACCGGACCCAGAGCGUCAACACGGCCUUCACCGCCCUGCGGACCCUCAUCCCCACCGAGCCGGUGGAUCGGAAGCUGUCCAAGAUCGAGACCCUCCGCCUGGCUUCCAGCUACAUCUCCCACCUGGCCAACGUGCUGCUGCUGGGAGAGGGCUGCGAGGACGGGCAGCCCUGCUUCAGUGCCAUCUACGGGGCCAAGGGCGACCUGGACAGCAAGCAACCCCGCAGCAUCUGCACCUUCUGCCUCAGCAACCAGCGGAAAGGGGGCGGCCGGAGGGACCUUGGGGGCAACUGCCUGAAGGUGCGGGGAGUGACCCCCCUGCGAGUGUCACGGAGAUGAGCCGGGGUCCGGCAGCACCCGCCUGAGACAGCGGCAGAGUCGGCCGGAGCCCGCGCACGCCAGCCCCAGAGACUGGAGCGGGGAGGGAGGGAGCUGCCCGCCCGAGGCGGCGGCAACCGAGACCGGGGCCGCGGGCUGGGACCGCACCGACACCGGCCCCGGAGCCGGCAGCGGGGUGGGAGGACGCUCCCGUGGCCAAGGCUGCCCGCGCAGGGCAGGGCCGGGGAGGGGGGUCCCUGCGCCCCGGGGCUGGACUGGAAGGGGCCCGCGUGCGGCCGGCGUCGAGGCGCUCUGGGGGGGGGGACGGCGUCGCGGCCCCGCGGGCGCUGGUUGUGCACGUGCAGCCGCUUGGAAAAUAAACCUUAUUUUUCUGA
Aquila chrysaetos chrysaetos is the source of this 1515-nucleotide messenger RNA. It is a transcript of the gene TCF15, whose product is annotated as transcription factor 15. Gene Ontology annotation, biological process: developmental process; regulation of transcription by RNA polymerase II. Bases 590 to 1141 code for a protein of 183 amino acids. The record is from RefSeq and is a predicted model, not a curated record. The transcript is spliced from 2 exons. Gene Ontology annotation, molecular function: DNA-binding transcription factor activity, RNA polymerase II-specific; protein dimerization activity; RNA polymerase II transcription regulatory region sequence-specific DNA binding. Lineage: Eukaryota; Metazoa; Chordata; Aves; Accipitriformes; Accipitridae.